AAGAAAUUCUAUCACACCCUUCCUACUUUCUCCUUACAUAUGUUCAAGACUUGUAACAACAUAGCAUAGAAAUUCUUUACCAAUAUAUUUAGUAUUCAAUCAAAAUGACCAAUGUGGUGGAAGUGAAAGUUGGUUUACAUUGUGAUGAGUGUAUCAAGAAAAUUCUCAAGGCCAUCAAGAAGAUUGAAGAUAUAGAGACAUACAACGUGGACAAACAAUUGAACAAGGUCAUUGUUACUGGCAAUGUUACCAAUGAAGAAGUGAUUGGAGUUCUUCAUAAGGCUGGCAAGAAUGCAACUGUGUGGGAAAAUGUUCAAUGUUGAAACCAUAAGUUCAUUUUAAGUAACUACAUUAAGGUUUCUUUACCAUAUAAGAAACAUAUACAACGAUGCAUGAUGUGAAGUUCUGUCAUCUAUGUAAGUUUGAAGAGGCAUAAUUAUAUAUUCACUCUACUCAGUUUUGUAAUUUUGUCCUUUGAAUAAAAAACAUAUGAUAGGGAGCUAA
Molecule: messenger RNA, 504 nt
Organism: Vicia villosa (hairy vetch)
Lineage: Eukaryota; Viridiplantae; Streptophyta; Magnoliopsida; Fabales; Fabaceae
Product: heavy metal-associated isoprenylated plant protein 33
Exons: 3
Coding region: 105-323 (72 amino acids)
Molecular function (GO): metal ion binding
Source: RefSeq, a predicted model, not a curated record